AUGGAGCCCUCGAAGCUUCGUGAGCGGGAGGACACCGCAUUAAAAGAUGCGCACGGAAAGAUCUUGCACUCAGGUGCUUACAGCGAUAUGAAGAUCCGCCUUUCUGACGAGACUGAGAUCGCCUGCCAUCGAGCAAUUGUGUGCGAACGAUGCGACUUCUUCAAGAACGCUCUACAGUCUGGAUUCAAGGAAACCCACAGUGGCGUUAUAGAGAUGUUCGACGAUCCCCCGGAGGCUGUCAGGGCCCUGGUCAGCUACCUAUACACGGCGGACUAUCCUGACAAUGGCCUCAUAGACCAAGAUCUGGUUCUCUUCCACAUGGGCGUGUACACCAUCGCUGCCACUUACCUGGUCGAGGGGCUGGCGAAUGUCGCUAAAGAUCACGUGUGGGACUGGUAUUCGCAAGGGCCGGGAGCACUUCUGGAUCUUGCGAACGCUCUCGGGGAAUGCAAGCUCAAAUUCGGCAAACUCUACGAGACACACAAGUUCUAUGACGAGCUCGUUGAGACCGUCGUUAAGGAGCACUAUGACUUGGAGUACUUUUUCAAUAUGGAGGACAUGCUCGUGGAAUGUCCGGACUUCGCAUAUGAUGUUGAGAAAAAGGCGUGGAAACUUUGGAAGACCCGCAAUAACAACAGUUCAGCGCGGUACCUGAAACUCUACGGAGAUCUUGGAGGAUACAUUCAGGUGCGCAGCACGGAGUGUCCACGAAGAGCGGAAUGGUUUGCGGAGGGCGAAGUCAUCAUCGACUGCGAGGAAGAUACCGAGAGUAACAGCGGCUCUGAGGGAGAUACCAAGAGUGACGGUGAUGGAGGUGAAGACACUGUGGAUGGCUAA
Messenger RNA from Lasiodiplodia theobromae, 837 nucleotides. RefSeq names its product BTB/POZ domain containing protein. The record is from RefSeq and is a predicted model, not a curated record. Gene Ontology annotation, molecular function: protein binding. Lineage: Eukaryota; Fungi; Ascomycota; Dothideomycetes; Botryosphaeriales; Botryosphaeriaceae. The transcript has 4 exons. The coding region runs from base 1 to 837 and encodes 278 amino acids.